Molecule: messenger RNA, 1125 nt
Organism: Tetrahymena thermophila SB210
Lineage: Eukaryota; Ciliophora; Oligohymenophorea; Hymenostomatida; Tetrahymenidae
Exons: 1
Source: RefSeq, a predicted model, not a curated record
AUGAGCACUGAUGAUUUAAAUAUUUUGCUUCGAUCAAAUGAUCAGAUAAACGAAAUUAUGAGGAAUAAGAAUAAGUUUGUUAUUACAAGGUUAAAUAAUUAACACUUGUAUAGUAUGAGGAAAAACUACUAAGAAAAAAAGAAAAAUCUUUUGCCAUAAUAAGAAUAAAAUUUUCAAAAUAAAUAGUAGAAUAUUAGCAACAACAAUCAAUUGUUAAAUGCUAGGAGUUUGUAAAUUUUGAAACCUUUGGACUUCAAUAAAAGCACUUAAAAUAGUAAAACUAAUAAAUAAACUAGUCAAAAAAAAGAUAAUGGCUAAAAAUAUGCAUUGGAGUUAGGUACUCCCUCUGCUCUCUAUACAAGCAAUUUAACAAUUUAAUAAAUGCUAGAAACUGCUGGGCAUGAUGUAAGCACCAAAAAUUAGUUAGUUAAUGUUGAAAAGAAUUUAUCAAACGCUUUAUAGAAAAGAACCUUCUAUAAUUGCAAUAGAGGAAUGGGUUUAUUUGAACCAAAGAUUAGUUAGUUUAAUCCAAGGACAGAGAUUCACAGAAUAAAGCUUAGGACAAAUGAUCCUUUAGCUCUUCUACUGCACUACACAGUAAACUAAUCAAUGAUAUCUGAUUAAAAUCAAAGAUAACCUGCAAAUAGCUAAUAGAUAAACAGUAGUCAAUAAACAAUUAAUUCAUAAUUAAAAAAGAAGCAAUUUUCAGAUAAGGAAUCAAUUAAAUUUUUAGAAGAAGUACUAAGACAAGGUUAUAUUUAGGGACUUAGUAGAGCAGUAUUUUAAAAUGAAACUAUUUUAUAAGAUGAAUAAAUAGAAAAAACUUUCUAGAUUGAGAAUGAAUUAUACAACUAAUAUUUAAAUUAAAAGAAAGAAAUAUAGCACCAACAAAAGUAAAAUUAUAAUUUAUUUCAAACAUAAACAAAUAUUUAACAAAUUAAUAGUGGCAUUCAACUUCCUAGAAUAAAUUAAAGCUAGCCAAACAUAAAUAAUACAUUCAAAAAGAAUAAAGAAGAUAGUAUUUUCUUAGGGCACGAAGAUGAAAGUUUUAUAUAAAAAAUAAAUCUUUAGAAAAAACCAAAAAAAAGAUCUUUCCAUUUAGAAGAUUAAAAGGACAGAUUGUGA